Messenger RNA from Felis catus (domestic cat), 3616 nucleotides. It is a transcript of the gene TLR8, whose product is annotated as toll like receptor 8. Gene Ontology annotation, biological process: positive regulation of interleukin-6 production; defense response to virus; toll-like receptor signaling pathway. Gene Ontology annotation, cellular component: plasma membrane. Bases 448 to 3567 code for a protein of 1039 amino acids. Gene Ontology annotation, molecular function: protein binding; pattern recognition receptor activity. Lineage: Eukaryota; Metazoa; Chordata; Mammalia; Carnivora; Felidae. The record is from RefSeq and is a predicted model, not a curated record. The transcript has 3 exons.
CUCGAACAAGCUGGGCCCACGGGAUGCUGUUGCUGCUGGGCCGGGAACCGCGCUUUGAGAACGCGGGCUCUGCUGAGUGAUUCCCAAACGUCAUUGGCUUCGGUGGCCCUGCCCUGGAGGCCCUGGGUCAGUAUAUUUGAGUCCCGACAGCUGCAUGUUAAAUAGGAGCCAGGUGGUCCCCAAACAAGUGAUCUAAAGACAAAUCUGUGCAAAACCACGCGCUGGACACGUGUGGGGCUGUGGUAUAUCGACCCCUUCCCCUCGGCAGACGUCACCACCGCCAGUACUCAACCUCACCUCCUACGUCACAGAGAAACUGGGGGCCCCCUGACGUGCACCGUCUUCACCAUCUCACAAAAACGAGAUUCUUCCCCCAAAGAGCCUGUCCACCGAGAUGCCUAUCCUAUUCCUUAGGCCGGCUUGGAACACCUGCCCGAUCAGGAAAACAUGACCCUUCAGUCUUUGCUUCUAACCUGCCUUUUCCUGCUGAUCUCUGAUUCCCGUGAGUUCUUCACUGAAGCAAAUUAUUCUAGAAGCUAUCCUUGCGACGAGAAAAGACAAAAUGGCUCUAUUAUUGCACAGUGCAAUGACCGUCGACUGCGAGAAGUUCCCCAAACAGUGAGCAAAUAUGUGACAGCACUAGACCUGUCUUAUAAUUUCAUCACACACAUAACAAACGAAUCAUUUCAAGGGCUGCAAAAUCUUACUAGAAUAAAUCUAAACCACAAUGCCAAUCAACAGCACCUGAAUGAAAACCCUGAUAUAAACAGAAGUGGCAUGAAUAUUACAGAUGGGGCAUUCCUCAACCUACAAAAUCUAAACCAGCUACUGCUUGAAGACAACCAGUUAGACCAAAUACCUGCUGGUUUGCCGGGGUCUUUGAGGGAACUUAGUCUAAUUCAAAACAACAUAAUUUGGGUAGCUAAAAAGAAUACUUCUGGACUUACGAAUCUGCAAAGACUCUAUUUGAGCUGGAACUGCUAUUUUGGUAAUAAUUGUAAUAACAAAACUUUCGACAUAGAAGAUGGGACGUUUGAAAGUCUUACAAAUUUGCAGGUGCUGUCACUGUCUUUUAAUAAACUUGUCCAUGUGCCACCUAAACUGCCAAACUCCCUAACAGAACUUUACCUUAGCAAUGCCAAGAUUAAAGUCAUCAGUCAGGAAGACUUCAAGGGAUUGACAAACUUAAGAGUGCUAGAUUUAAGCGGGAACUGUCCAAGGUGUUUCAACGCGCCAUUUCCCUGUACACCUUGUGAAGGAGGCUCUUCAAUUCAGAUCCAUCCUCUUGCUUUCCAAACGCUGACGGAACUUCGCUACCUAAACCUCUCUAGCACUUCCCUCCAGAAGAUUCCUGCAAUGUGGUUUCAAAGUAUGCAUAAUCUGAAGGUGCUACAUCUGGAAUUCAACUACUUAGUUGACGAAAUAGCCUCUGGGGAAUUUUUAACGAAACUGCCCUCCUUAGAAAUUCUUGACCUAUCUUACAACUAUGUAAAGGCGAAAUAUCCAAGAUAUAUUAACAUUUCUCAAAACUUCUCUCAUCUGAAGUUGCUCCAGACAUUGCACUUGAGAGGUUAUGUGUUCCAGGAACUUAGAGCAGAAGAUUUCCAGCCCCUCAUGAAUCUCUCAAACUUAAAGACUAUCAACUUGGGCAUUAACUUUAUUAAGCAAAUUAAUUUUACCCUUUUCCAAAAUUUCUCCAACCUGAGCAUCAUUUACUUGUCAGAAAACAGAAUAUCACCCUUGGUAAAUGAUAUCAAGCAAAACGAUAUGAGUGGUUCCUCUUUUCAAAGUCAUAUCCGUAGGCUACGCUCAGCAGAUACUGAGUUUGACCCACAUUCAAAUUUUUAUCAUAACACCAACCCUUUAAUAAAGCCACAGUGUACAGUUUAUGGCAAAGCCUUAGAUUUAAGCCUGAACAGUAUUUUCUUUAUUGGGCGAGAGCAAUUCAAAGCUUUUCAUGACAUUGCCUGCUUAAAUCUGUCUUCUAAUGGCAACGGCCAAGUGUUGCACGGGACUGAAUUUUCAGCUGUACCUCACAUCAAAUAUUUGGAUUUGACAAACAAUAGACUGGACUUUGAUGAUGAUAAUGCUCUCAGUGACCUGCCAGAGUUAGAGGUUCUAGAUCUCAGCUACAACGCACACUAUUUCCGAAUAGCAGGGGUAACGCACCGCUUAGGAUUUAUUCAAAAUUUAACACAACUGAAAGUUUUAAACUUGAGCCACAACAGCAUUUAUACUUUAACGGAGCAAGACCUGAGAAGCAUGUCCCUGAAAGAGUUAGUUUUCAGUGGAAACCGCCUUGACAUUUUGUGGAACGCCGAAGGUGACAAGUACUGGAAAAUUUUUACAAAUCUCGGGAAUCUGACAUGGCUUGAUUUGUCCUCAAAUAACCUUAGGCACAUCCCGAACGAAGCUUUCCUUAACUUGCCCCAGAGCCUCACCAAACUAUACAUAAGAGAUAAUGUGUUAAAUUCCUUUAACUGGACACUGCUCCAGCUGUUUCCUCAUCUCCAGUUGCUCGACUUAAGUGGAAACAGGCUGUCCUCUUUGACCAACAGCCUCUCUAAAUUCACGCCUUCUCUUCGCACGCUGCUACUGCGUCGAAACAGGAUUUCCCACCUGCCCUCCAACUUUCUUUCUGAAGCCAGCAGCCUGAUACACCUCGAUUUAAGUUCCAACCUGCUGAAGAUGAUCAACAAAUCCACACUUCAAACCAAGACCGCCACCAACCUAACCAUUUUGGAACUAGGUAGGAACCCUUUUGACUGUACCUGUGACAUUGGAGAUUUUCGAAGAUGGAUGGAUGAAAAUCUGGAUGUCACCAUUCCUAGAUUGGCAGACGUCAUUUGCUCUAGCCCGGGGGAUCAAAGAGGGAAGAGCAUCGUGAGUCUAGAGCUAACGACUUGUGUUUCAGACACCAUUGCGGCGAUACUGUGUUUCUUCACGUUCUUUAUCACCAUCACGGUUAUGUUGGCUGCCCUGGGUCACCAUUGGUUUUACUGGGAUGUUUGGUUUAUCUAUCAUGUGUGUUUAGCUAAGAUAAAAGGCUACAGGUCUCUUUCCACAUCCCAAACUUUCUAUGAUGCCUACGUUUCUUAUGACACCAAAGACGCCUCUGUUACCGACUGGGUGAUAAAUGAGCUACGCUUCCACCUAGAAGAGAGCGAAGAAAAAAAUGUGCUCCUCUGUUUAGAGGAGAGGGACUGGGACCCGGGCUUAGCCAUCAUCGAUAACCUCAUCCAGAGCAUAAACCAAAGCAAGAAAACAAUAUUUGUCUUAACCAAAAAAUAUGCCAAAAACUGGAACUUUAAAACGGCAUUCUACUUGGCCUUGCAGAGGCUAAUGGAUGAGAAUAUGGAUGUGAUUAUAUUUAUUCUGCUGGAGCCAGUGCUACAGAAUUCUCAGUAUCUGAGGCUGCGCCAAAGGAUCUGCAAGAGCUCCAUCCUUCAAUGGCCUGACAACCCCAAGGCAGAAGGCUUGUUUUGGCAAAGUCUGAAGAACGUGGUCUUAACUGAAAAUGAUUCACGGUAUAACAAUCUGUAUGUUGAUUCCAUUAAACAAUACUAACUGAUGUUAAGUCAUGGUUCACCAACAUAAUAAAAAUGGAAACCAAUUA